AUGAGCAAACCCCCAAAGUUGGGAAAGUGCAAUGAAAUGGAUGCACCUUGCGUUCUCAGCCCACCUGGGCUGGGUGAUUCUUUGCAAAAAGGUCACUUCCCAGGUAAGAGGAGAUCGGGCACACAGCCUCCCUGGGUUUCCAGCCUUUGGAGCAGGUUUGUUUCACAGUGCUCGUUCUCAAGAGGCACAAAUGGGCUCAGUGCAAAGGGAAUUUAGCAGCAGAGCAAUUCACCUCUGCAAACCCACGCGAUUAACGCCACACAGUGAAGUGCCAUGACUUGUAACUGCUGGACACCAGCAGCAUUUGGCAGAUACUCGUUGUGCCAUGAGGUGCUUGGGGUAAGCUUUCCCCAGACAGCACGGUUCUCCUGGCUGCAGUGAUAUGGGGCCCGGGGACGGUGACAAGGUGUUCUUGGAGGUCUUUUCUGACAUUAAUGAUUCUGUGGUUCUGUCCCAGCACCGUGCAGCCACCAGCUCCUCAAGCACAGAGCGAACCUCAUUGCAGGGCAGCAAACCGAGCCACCUCGAGGGUUCCAGGGCAGGGAACAAGCCGAAACGGGCAGCAAAAGCAUCUCAGCGUGAUGCUGUUUAGAAAAGCGAGCAGCCCUCUUCCCACCCCACGGCCACACGAGGGCAGAGCUGCGCGGAGCUGCGGGCGGAGGUCACCUUGCAGCUCCCACCCGAGGGGAUGCGGGUGGAAGCCGACCUCGGCUUCCCGGUGGGAAGGGGUCGAUUGAAGUCUCCGCGGCGGCUGCAGUCCCCUCUGAGCCCCGUCCAGUGUCCCCUUGUCCCCACGCGGCCCCCAAACGCUUUUCCCCUCCGUAGCGCCGAGAGUUGGAAUUGCUUCUGUCUGCCUCAUUAACUCCCGGCCCUACAAACGUCCUCGGACCGUCAGUGCGCUGCUCGCUGAUUUGUUUUCCUGCUUGGGAGCACGUUCUUUCCCAAGGGAUUGUUUCAAUGUCUAGAAUCCCCAUUUCCCCAAGCAUUUCAUACCCCGGCUUUCCCCAAGGACUCUCAAAAACAGACCAGUAAGCACUUGAUUACCAUUUGCCCUUUCUAUGAGCCCUUUCUCUGCCUGCUGUGCUCCUGCUGGCUCUUUAAGCUCCCUGCCAAAAGGCACCUUCAGCUCCGAGCAGCCGUGCCUUGUUUCCUCCCUUCUUCCCCCAGCUGCUGCCCUCCCAGCUCUGUCCUCCCACUGCUCGAAGGGCUUCGUUCCUUCUGCUUGCCACCAGCUUUGAGGUAAGCUGCUUUUUGGGAUGCUGCUUUGUAGGGCUGGGUGAGGAAAGGAAGAAAGGAAAGGAAGGCAGAAAGGGGAACUGAGCUGCACAGAGGCUGCUGAAGGUGCUGCUGUUCUCUGCCAGAAACCUGAGUGCUCUGUUAUUUUCAUGGGGGGUCUGUAAGGAGAGCUGCUAUGGGGACUUAGGGAGAUCAGUUGCAGGGUAGCACCCUGCAAGGUCCUGCAGCCCUGGUUUGGUGAAGCUGCAUGUUCUGGCAUCCCCUCUGAGCUGAAGGCUCCUGUUGCAGCGUGCUGAGCUCCGUCUCUGCACGGGCAGAAGGAUGAGCAGCACCUGUGGGUGAGAGCACUGUGUUCCUGUCCCCAUGUGCAUUUCCCUGCCCUGCCAGCACUGAGUUUCCUCCCGCUGGAUGGAGCUUUGCACACUCUGGAGCUGCCUGCAGGAAGGGCUGGAGGCCCGCACUGUGUGGCAGCAUGCCAGCAGCUGCCUGUUUUUCCUCCUUCCUCCUUCUUGCUAUUGCUGAUAUGGAGAUAACGUGUGUAAAAGGGCUCCUGGCUACGGCUCGGUGGCCUUUAUGGCUGUGCAGGAGAGCAGCCCCGGGGGGGACUGCUUAUGUUGGUUCCCCUCCUGCUAUUCCAGCCUUAGGGCUUCCCUUGGGUGUUGGCUUAUGUGUGCAGCUCUUGGCAGGGCUGAGCACUGGGCACAGCUUAUCACGCAGCCCAAAUGGGGGAUUUUGGGGUUGCACUGGGCCCUGUGACACGCACCCACAAGUGUUGAGACCCAGAGAAAUAUUGGGCUGUGGCUGCACUGAGUGCUUGUUGUUGCCUACAUCUGCUCCUUGGGCAGAGCUCGUUGCUUUUGCAGUAGGAACUCAGUGAUUUGAAAGGAGAUGGGGAUGCUGGGGUCACAGUGUCUGUUUGCCUCGAGGCACUUGCAUUCCUUGCUCAUCCCUGCAGCUGGUGAGGUGAAAAGGCUGGACGUGCAGGGAUUGCUUUGCAUGUUGGUAUGGUUUGUGUCUGCAAAUGCUUAACACUGGGCAGCACUGAGUGUCAGACAAGAAAAAGCAGCAAAACCAGGCUGCUGUGUGCUGCAGAGCCUGCUCUGGGGGCAGUGGGGCCAACCUCCUCUCCCUCUCUUGGUUGCUCGGGGCUGGAGAUGGAGCUCACAAAGGCUCUGCUCUGGUUUGGGAGCCCUGACCCCAAGCUCUUGCCCACAGGCACCUUUUGUAUGGCACAACCCCUGAAUAACCCCAUGCAGAGGCUAUUGUGCCCGGGUCAGGGACCUCUGAGCCCUUCCAGCAGAGCCUGGCCACGCUGCCUCCACCUCUCCCUUGGCUCUUUCCCCUGUCAUCCGAAAAAUAGCAUCAUAACUGAAUAUACGUGGUCUCCACAGGAGGAAGGAUUGGCUGCUCUUCCCGAUUUAGUGGCAAACUCUGGGAGACUCCUUGCUGCCAGCAGAGCCAGGUGUCCCCGGUUGUGAAACCACGGCUGAGUCAGUGCUGCGAGCUGGCCCGCGGGGAGCCCAGCUCCAAACAUCCUGUCCGAGGGCCACCUCCCCGCCUCACCUCUGCCUUUAUCUGCCCCUUCUGAGUAACAACGCGUCUGGCAAGGGAGAAGGACAGGCAGAAGUUGCAGACACCAGGAGUGAUCCCAAUGCAGACGAGUUUCCUUGGCAGUGCCCUCCGGGGCACCUUCUUCCUCAUCUUUGGUCUCUGGUGGUCUGUGCGAUACCCUCUGAAGUAUCUCAGACGGAAAACGAAUGCUGAGAACCAGCCAAGCUAUGGGCUCCGGCGCGUGGAAGUCUUCGAAGGGGCAUUCAAAGCUUUCUUUGCCCUGGCAGGGAUCCUGGUGGAGCAGUUCGUGCCCUCUGGUCCCCACCUGAUGCUGUACAGCCCCAAGACGCACAGCUGGACAGACCUCACGCACUGGCACUACACCACCAUGUACCUCUUCUUCCUCCUCUCUGGCAUCGUGGACGUGGUCUCGCACUCACCGCUCAAGCUGCCAUUGGGCUUAGAUCGGCUCUCGCUGUCUGUGGCUCUGUUCAUGGAAGGUUUGCUCUUCUGCUUCCAUGACUAUGGCGAUGCUGCACUGGACCAGCACCUCCACUCCCUGUUGGCCUUCGCUAUCUUUGCUGGAGCCCUCUGCACCCUCCUGGAGGUGUUCCUCCGAGACCACAUCAUCCUGGAGUAUCUCAGGACCAGCACAUUCCUGUUGCAGGGCUCCUGGCUCUGGCAGAUCGGGUUUGUGCUGUCCCCUCCCUGGGGAGGACCAGGCUGGGACCAGACCGAUGGCAGCAAUUUCUCAUUCCUCACCAUGUGCUUCUGCUGGCACUACGCGGGGGCACUCGCUGCCCUGGCAGCCAAUGCAGCCUUGUCACGCUGCUGCAACGAAUCCUGCCAGCUGCGAUUCGGGGACAUCGACGUGGAGCUGGACUGCGGCAUGUGCCUCCGCAAGAAGGGCUCCGGCGGGGCCCUGCUGCCCGAGGGCGGCACGGACGAGAAGUGAGGCUGCAGCAGCCGGUGGCAGCUCCAUCCCGCUGCUCUGGGGCUCUUGAGAUGAACUUUUGAGUUCUGUUCUGUUAAACUGGGAGCAGCAGGAGCAGGAGGUAGCGCCCCAAAGCUGAGCUGCUCCUGCGUGCUCCCGGCAGCGAGGAGUUUGCCGUUUUCUCAGGACUGGUUUGCUGGUGGGCUCUGCCUGACGUGGCUGGUCGGGCUGUCUCUGAACCCAGCAGCAGGGAUGCAAACAGCCCCGUGAAGCAGCUCCUGGUGCCUGCUGCUCGCUCUGCCGUGAGCGCAGAGGUUUUGUACAAAGCUUUGCAUGCACAGAGUAUACGUGAUCCUCAAUAAAGUGCUAUAACAAACCUU
Numida meleagris (helmeted guineafowl) is the source of this 4101-nucleotide messenger RNA. RefSeq names its product transmembrane protein 45B-like. Bases 2888 to 3742 code for a protein of 284 amino acids. NCBI's taxonomy places the organism in Eukaryota, Metazoa, Chordata, Aves, Galliformes, Numididae. The transcript has 7 exons. The record is from RefSeq and is a predicted model, not a curated record.